Molecule: messenger RNA, 3640 nt
Organism: Belonocnema kinseyi
Lineage: Eukaryota; Metazoa; Arthropoda; Insecta; Hymenoptera; Cynipidae
Product: piwi-like protein Siwi
Exons: 12
Coding region: 222-3104 (960 amino acids)
Biological process (GO): regulatory ncRNA-mediated gene silencing
Cellular component (GO): P granule
Molecular function (GO): protein binding; piRNA binding
Source: RefSeq, a predicted model, not a curated record
UGGACCGUUCGGAUGGUUCGGGACUUCAGUCACUCGAGUCCAGUCCAGUCCCCUCAUUCACGAAUUCUCGGGAUUUUCGUCGCGCGUUGACUGGUGGCCAUAUUGAGCUUUUUCGUUCUUUAGAUGUUUCGCUGGAUUAUACCUGCAUGAACGCGUUGGCGAGUUGCAUGCUGAAGUAAAUCGGUUCUUGGCUUCGAAAAAUUCUCUAUCAGGAAUAAACAAUGCCGAAGGAAACUCAUCCCAGGGAUUCUUAUCGAUACCGAGAGUACUCUCGGGAAGAUAGAGAUCGAGACAGGAGUUCCAGAGAUUCGCGCGAUUAUCCUAGGGGGGAAUAUCCUCGAGAUUCACGAGAUUAUCCGAGAGAUUCUUCGAGGGAUUCAAGAGAUUCAAGAGAGUCAAGAGAUUAUCCCCGAGAAUAUAGUAGAGAAUAUAGUAGAGCGUACAGUAGAGAUAUGGGGGAUCAGGCAGGAACCGGAAGGGCGAUGGGCCGGAGUCGAGGUCGUGCAAAACCGACGCCUCCGUUAGAAAGAGAAUCGGACAGUUGGGGCCGAAGACCCGGAUCUCAGGAACCUACGGCUGGAAGUUCCGGAGGUUAUUCCAGAGCACCAUCUUCAACGAGCGUUGGUCGCGCCACACAAAGGGUAGCCCCAGUUCACGAGACGCCAUAUGAAUCUGGUGGUUCAACUCCACCAGAGCCAUCUUCUCCACCAUCUGGGCCUGGAGGUGAUGUCGUCGCGGUUGGUCGAGGAGGAAUGAGAGGACGAAGGAGGGUGAACGAAUCUGAAUGUCUCCUGACGCGACCGCCCGGAUGUGCAACGAAACAAGGAUCCUAUGGUCAGAAGAUCGAUCUUCAGGCUAAUUAUUUCCAGCUGCUAACAAAAUCCUCCACGGAUUGGUGUUUAUAUCAGUACCGUGUGGAUUUCGCACCGGACGAGGAGAGAACCGUCGUCCGGAAAGGACUUUUGCGUCUGCAUCGAGCGGCAAUUGGUGCUUACAUUUUCGAUGGAACCGUCAUGUACACCAGCUCCAAACUUGUCAUGGCGAAAGAUCAACCAAUGGAAGUAUUCUCAACGAGACAGUCGGACCAAAGUCAGAUUAGGAUCACAAUCCGAUUGGUCGGUGAACUCCGCAAAGGUGAUCACCACUACAUACAGUUUUUUAAUAUUAUCAUGAGAAAGUGCCUCGAUCACUUAGAUCUUCAACUCGUUGGCCGAAAUUUCUUCGAUGCGAAGAAUAAAGUCCAAAUCCGAGAAUUCAGAAUGGAAUUGUGGCCCGGUUAUUUGACAUCAAUUCGUCAGUGUGAGUACAACAUUCUCCUAUGCGCAGAAAUCACGCACAAAGUAAUGCGAGAGGACACGGUUCUGGACAUGCUUGAACAAUUUUACAGAACCUACCAGGCCGAAUACAAGAAAUUCUUCUCGAAGGAAAUCAUGGGUCAGAUCGUUCUGACUGGAUACAAUAAUAAUACUUAUCGGAUUGACGAUGUGGACUAUACGGUCAGGCCGAGUUCCACGUUUAAAUUGAGAAAUGGAGAGUCGAUUUCCUACAAAGACUAUUAUGCGUCAAAAUACCACAUAAGAAUAAGGAACGACUCACAGCCGAUGUUGGUGUCGAGAUCGAAGCCAAAGGAUCGACGUGCCGGACAAGCUGAGCUUGUUUAUCUUGUUCCGGAAUUGUGCAGAACUACUGGUUUGACGGACGAGAUGCGAUCGAGUUAUCAGACAAUGAACGCCUUGGCGACACACACGAAACUGGAGCCAAGAGCUCGUAUCGAGCGUUUGAUGUCGUUCAACAGACGUUUGCUGAGCGAACCGAAGGUCGUCGAGGAGUUGAAUGACUGGGGACUGAUGCUGGACGGUCAAUUGACGCAUGUUCCUGGGCGAGUCAUACCCCGAGACAAGAUAAUCAUGGCAAAUGGGGUCGCUCUCGUUCCCAAGGGCCAAAAUUGGGACACCGAAGUCAGGUCCAAUCAGUUGUUGGUCACCACCGAACUCCGCGAUUGGGUCAUUGUCUGCACUGGAAGAAUGAAACGCGAUUGUCAGGAACUGAUUAACAGUAUUUCGCGAGCUUCACAAGGAAUGAGGUUCCGAGUCGAGCAGCCGAGACUUGCUGAAAUCCCAAGCGACCGGUCGAACUGUUAUACGGAAAUGCUCGAGUCUAUUAUGAGCCGAUCGAAUCCCCAACUUGUGAUGUGCAUUGUGCCGAACAACAAUCUCGAUCGAUACUCGGCCAUCAAGAAGAAGUGUUGCGUCGAUCGGCCCGUUUUGUCGCAAGUUGUCCUCACCAAGACAAUUAUGGCGAAGGGUCGGCCAAAUUUGACCGCCGCGACCAAAAUUGCGAUCCAGAUGAAUUGCAAACUUGGCGGCGCUGGUUGGACGGUCGAAAUACCGAGUGGAAAUAUUAUGGUGGCCGGUUUCGAUGUCUGUCACGACAAGACAGUCAAGGGCCGCGAUUUUGGAGCCCUCGUAGCGUCGCUGGACAAAAAUUUCAGCCGCUACUUUAGUUCCGUGAGUGCACACGCCUCGGGCGAGGAACUGUCGAAUGAUUUGGGCGUGAGCAUGUGCAAAGCGGUGCAAAAGUAUCAGGAGUUGAACGGUGUUUUGCCGUCGGCAAUAAUUUUCUACAGAGACGGUGUGGGCGAGGGACAGGUUCCAUUCGUCCAUGAAAUUGAAGUCGAGGAAUUGAAAAUUAAACUCGCCGAUCUCUAUGGUGGUGAUAUAGCCAAUGUCAAAUUGGCAUUUUUGAUUGUGACGAAAAAAAUUAAUACAAGGUUCUUCCACAACGGGCGUAAUGCACCCGCUGGAACAGUUGUGGACGACGUUGUCACGAAUCCGGCGAGAUAUGACUUUUUCCUGGUGUCGCAAGGCGGCGGAAAAGGGACAAUCGCUCCCUCGGGAUACAGCGUGAUCUCGGACACUUCGCAGUGGGGUCCCGACAAAAUUCAAAGGAUGACGUACAAAUUAACCCAGAUGUAUUACAACUUUGCCGGGGCAGUUAAAGUGCCGGCACCCUGCCAAUACGCGCACAAGCUGGCUGCCCUUGUCGCUCAAUCGAUCCAGCGACCGCCAAGUGGACAGCUCGAAACUCUGCUUUAUUAUUUGUAAUUUCGAUAUUUAUAAGAUACACUCUCUCCUCAGGGCACUCCUUUAUAUUUAAGUUUAGCUUUAAUCAACAAGUCAAGAAACCACCAACCACCAUCAUCAUAUAUUAUUAAUCCUUAAAUUUUACCGAAAUAUUCGCAAGAUAUUUGACUUUUUAUCUGAUAAGACGAUUUCUAAUUGAGGUAUUUGAUUUUUUUCAUUGGUCAAAAAUCAAAAAAAGACUAAUACACUUGUUUGUUUUUUUCUUCAUCUGUUUCUAGAUUAAAGAUAGAAAGUUUUUUUUGUUUCCUUUUUCAUGAGAGUAGUAGUAAAACUAGUAGGGAUAUUUUUAUAAACGCAGUGUCCUCCUCUCCAUUUUCGUUUUAUUUUUUUUUAUAUUUUAAAGAUAGUACAAAAGGUUACUAUAUAUCCAAGAGAAUAGAGUUAGUUUGCAUAUUUAGUUUGUGACGCAUUUUUGUACGGAAAAGUUGCGAGCACGUGGCCGUAGAAAUUCCGAAGUUUGAUGUAAAAGUCUAGAAAAUAAAUUUAUAUUAAAGAGA